UCACACAACACUGUGUCCACACGGCAGUGUCUAUACCUAGUACUCUGUUAUAUCAUCUAGGGGCAGAUCCCACAUCUUAACAAAUAUCACAGCAUCAACAUUGGGCUGUAUUCUAAGACCUAUAUCAUUGGGCAAGACCUAUAUCAACCACAUUACCUUCAAAAUGAAAGAUCAGAUCUGUUAUGAUGACUAUCAGAAGACAGCCAGCUGGCUCCUGUCUCAGACGCAGCACCGGCCCAAAGUGGCCAUCAUCUGUGGCUCCGGUCUGGGCAUGCUGGCCGACGCUCUCAAGUGCCAGGACUCCUUCCCCUACUCCGACAUCCCUGGGUUCCCACAGAGCACAGUGCAAGGACAUGCUGGGAGACUGGUGUUUGGGGAGCUGAAAGGGAAGACGUGUGUUUGCAUGCAGGGCCGUUUCCACAUGUAUGAGGGACACUCACUCUGUAAGACUACCUUUCCCGUGCGGGUAUUUAAGCUCUUGGGGGUGGAGACCCUGAUAGUGACCAAUGCAGCAGGCUCGCUGGCAGACAACUACCAGGUUGGGGACAUCAUGAUCAUCAAAGAUCAUAUCAACUUCCCUGGUCUGGCCGGGCUCAAUCCCCUCAACGGACCCAAUGAUGACAAGUUUGGUCCCCGGUUCCCUCCCAUGUCUGGUGUGUAUGACAAGGACCUGCGGAAGAUAGCCUUUGACCUCUGUAAGAGCAUGGGAGUCUCUCAGUUCGUCCAGGAGGGGGUUUACUGUAUGGUGGGAGGGCCCAAUUUCGAGAGCAUCGCAGAGGCCAGACUCCUCCACAGACUGGGGGUGGACGCUGUGGGAAUGAGCACAGCACCAGAGGUGGUGGUAGCCACCCACUGUGGCAUGAGGGUGUUCGGCCUCUCUCUCAUCACCAACAAGGUGGUGAAGAGCUACGAUGACACAGAGUCUGUUAACCACGAAGCUGUUCUGGAGGUCAGCAAGCUGCGCUCGCAAACACUGAAGAUGCUGGUCACCGAGCUGGUCAGCCGGAUGGACAUCAACAACAACACGGGCUGAACUGAAGAGAGCAGCAAGAUGCGAAGCUACACCGAAACAUUUCGACUCGCUCGUCAUGAUGAAAACAUUCAACAUUCCACAGCGACCCGGCCAAUGGCACCCUGUUCCCUAGUGCACUACUUUUGACCAGAGCCCAUGGCACCCUAUUCCAUAUAAGUAGUGCACUAUAGGGUGCCAUUUCGGAUGCACAACAAAAACCCUCCAAAUCACUCCAAAUCUUGCAGCUACAGUAGGCAUGUUAUGCAAACACGGUGUCCUGGUCAGUGACUUGAAUAUUGCUUGGGUUAAAUCAACAAUAAUGUAAUCUGUUCAGUCUGUACAUUUGUAUGUUGUGAUAUCACUACUGGGGUUUAUGUGUGGUAUAUUUUGUAUUUGUUGUGAAAAACCGGUACUCUCAAAUGGACAAUUUAACUUGUUAUUUUUCAGCUGUAUUAACUCAUCUUUCUAUCCACAAUUGUGUGCUAAUACAUGUUCACAGAUAAUAAAAGUGAAAGAUUAUAAUGCAGCUCUAUUUAUGAUGAAAUAUUACGUAUUACAAAUCAAUGUCACAUUCAGAGAAUUCUAUAGAUUAAUAUAAUUGUGCACAUUCAUAUUUACGGAUUUAUAUAGUGCUUUUCAUUCAUGUAAAAUAUAAUAUUUUUCAAUUGUACAUUGUUACUCAACGUUUGUCUGAUAUUGGGUAAGGAUUGCACAGACAAUUAAAUGUUUUAUCACAUUUAAAAGGUAUUGAAUUCUGAAAGAAUUGUGUUAUGUCAUUUUCCUGUAGCCAAAUACAUAAUUCACACAGGAUUUACGGUAUGUUGCCUGUAAAAGAAAGUAGGCAAUAUUACACUUCAUAUACAUCACAGAAGACUGAAAUAUAAUAAAACUGUUUGACAU
Messenger RNA from Coregonus clupeaformis (lake whitefish), 1912 nucleotides. Its product is annotated as purine nucleoside phosphorylase. Gene Ontology annotation, molecular function: purine-nucleoside phosphorylase activity. The coding region runs from base 164 to 1033 and encodes 289 amino acids. The transcript has 6 exons. Gene Ontology annotation, biological process: nucleoside metabolic process. Gene Ontology annotation, cellular component: cytoplasm. The record is from RefSeq and is a predicted model, not a curated record. NCBI's taxonomy places the organism in Eukaryota, Metazoa, Chordata, Actinopteri, Salmoniformes, Salmonidae.